Molecule: messenger RNA, 5195 nt
Organism: Solea senegalensis (Senegalese sole)
Lineage: Eukaryota; Metazoa; Chordata; Actinopteri; Pleuronectiformes; Soleidae
Product: polyserase-2-like
Exons: 24
Coding region: 244-4671 (1475 amino acids)
Biological process (GO): proteolysis
Molecular function (GO): serine-type endopeptidase activity
Source: RefSeq, a predicted model, not a curated record
AGACGUGGACACGUUCUGAAGACAUCGUAGACUUGAACUGAAGUAGAUUUUCAGCUGAUCUAACUUUUCCCAGCGUUAGCAGCAGAACGUCCCUUUAUGAAGUGAUUUAAAUGCAACGCUGUGACGCCUCUCUGUCGCCUGUGUUUGACUGACACUGAGGUUUUAUAAACCGAUGGUGGGCGUGUCCUGAGAGAGAGAGAGUUAUUAGUGCAGGCUCAGAACAGACGCUUCACACUUUCAGCCAUGACUCUCUCCACGGUCACAGCGGUGUGUGUGGCCACUCUGCUCACUCUCCUGACAACACCAGAGUGUCAGGCACAGCUCAGUGUGUGCGGCAAAGCUACGCUCAACACCAAGAUUGUUGGAGGUCAGGUGGCCAUCGAGGGCAGCUGGCCCUGGCAGGUCAGCCUGCAAAGGAGUGGGAAUCACUUCUGUGGAGGAUCCCUCAUCAACAGUGAGUGGGUUCUGACGGCAGCUCACUGUUUCUCAAGUGUGAGCACCAAUGGCCUGAUUGUGUCGCUGGGCCGUCAGACACAACAGGGAGCCAACACCAACGCAGUGAGUCGAGUCGUGAAACAGAUCAUCAACCAUCCCAACUACGACUCGGACACCAACGACAACGACAUCUCCCUCCUGAAGCUCGCCGCACCCGUUACUUUCACCAACUACAUCCUGCCCGUCUGCCUCGCAGCUCCAGACAGCAGCUUCCACAACGGCACCAGCACCUGGGUCACCGGCUGGGGCAACAUUGAAUCUGGAGUUCCUCUUCCUUCCCCAGAAAACCUGAUGGAGGUGGAGGUGCCAGUCGUCGGGAACAGACAGUGUUUCUGCGACUACAGUGUUCGAAGUAUCGGCAUCACUGACAACAUGAUCUGUGCCGGGUUACAAGCUGGAGGGAAGGAUUCUUGUCAGGGCGAUUCAGGCGGUCCUCUGGUGAGCAAGCAGGGCAUUCAGUGGAUCUUGGCAGGAGUCGUGAGUUUUGGAGUAGGAUGUGCUGAACCUAAUUUCCCAGGAGUCUACACCAGAGUGUCCCGCUAUCGAACCUGGAUCGAGGACCAGGUCACCACCAACCAGCCAGGCUUCGUCACUUUCACUUCCACUGGGACUGACGGUGACCUGUCUGUCAACUGCCCCGGGCUGCCGUCAACCACCGCCCCUCCAACCACCACAGCACCACCUGUGGUUUGUGGCCAAGCCCCGCAGAAUUCUCGUCUUGUGGGCGGAGUGUCGGUGUCGACGCCCGCCCAGUGGCCGUGGAUGGCGAGUGUCCAGAAGAAUGGAAUACACGUGUGUGGUGGGACGCUGGUGGCUGUGGACGCUGUGCUCAGCGACGCCGACUGUUUCUCGAGUUCACCCACAGCGUCUCAGUGGACCGUCGUCCUCGGUCUUCUCCAACAGAACGGCUCCAACCCCUUUGAGGUGACGGUGAACGUGACCAACAUCACCAUGAGCAACCAGACUGGCUCUAACGUCGCAGUGCUGCAGCUGGAAGCUCCACCCACCCGGUCCAACUACAUCCAGCCCAUCUGCCUGAGUAACGGACACACGUUCGGCCUGGGCUCGGCGUGCUUUGCUGCCGGCUGGAGCGCCGGGCGAGGAGGGGAGGAACAAGUUCUGCAGGAGUUCCAGACGUCGGUGGUGGAUUGUGGGAACGUGUCAACGACUGACAGCAUCUGUACGGGAGAUUUCACACUGGAGCAGGGAGAUUCUGGCGGUCCGCUGAUGUGUAAGCAGGACGGCUCCUGGUUCCAGGCGGCGGUUUUAUCGGCUGAAAACAACUCCAGCACAGAAACACGAGCGGGUGAAAUUAAAGUCCUCACCUCACUCAACAGCUACAGCAGCUUCUUGUCUCAGACCCUGGGGACGUUCUUGUCUCCAGCCUCCACCAACAGCAGCAACAACAACACCACCAACAGCACGGCUGCUCCCAACACCACCAGUGGGGGCGCUCUGCCACACCCCUCCUUCUUCUUCCUCUUCCAAAUCCUCGUCCUCUCGCUGUGUCUCCUCCUGUCGUCAUUCAUGACUCUGUACAAAGUGUCGAGUGUGAGGACUCUGCCGCUGCUGCUGCUGCCACUGCUGCUGCUGCUGCUGCUGCUGCUGCCAGAAACUCAGGCGCAGCUCGACGUGUGCGGUCGACCGCGGCUCAACAGCAGGAUUGUUGGAGGGGACGAUGCUCACCCUGGAAGUUGGCCCUGGCAAGUCAGUCUCAACCAAAAUGGAGUUCAACAAUGUGGAGGAUCACUCAUCAACAACCAGUGGGUGCUGACAACGACAAGCUGCUUAAACUCCGGCACGUCAGGUCUGGUUGUGUACCUUGGUCGUCAGAGUCAGGAGGGAUCCAACCCACAUGAGGAGUCUCGUACUGUGGCACACAUCAUCAUUCAUCCCAGCUUUGAUUCAAGCUCAAAUAACAACGACAUCGCCCUCCUGAAACUCUCCUCACCCGUGAAUUUCACCAACUAUAUCCUGCCCGUCUGCCUCGCAGCCUCAGACAGCACCUUCCACAACGGCACUGACGCCUGGGUCACCGGCUGGGGCAACAAGGCAUUAGGAGAGCCUCUGCCUUCGCCUCAGAACCUGACGGAGGUGCAGGUGCCAGUUGUGGGAAACCGACAGUGUCAAUGUUCCUAUGGCAGGUCGAGUAUCUCAGAAAACAUGAUGUGCGCCGGGCCACAAGCUGGAGGGAAAGGACCCUGUCAUGGAGAUGGAGGCGGUCCACUGGUCAGCAAGCAGAAUGGGACCUGGAUCCAGGCUGGAAUUACAAGUUUCGGUUUGGGUUGUGCUCUGCCUAAUUUCCCAGCUGUUUACACCAGAGUGUCGCAGUACCAGAGCUGGAUCAACAGUCAUGUUACUGACAGCCCGCCUGGAUUCAUCACCUUCAACUCCAUUGGGACUGAUGAAGAUCUCUCAGCCACCUGUACCAUCCUGACGCCACCUCCAUCCCUCCCCCCAACACCUGCAGCUGAAAUUUGUGGUCGCCCUCCGCUCAACACCAGGAUUGUUGGAGGACAGGAGGCUGUCGUGGGCAGCUGGCCCUGGCAAGCCGUUGUUAUUCAUUUAGGAACCUUCUGUGGAGGCUCCCUCAUUAACCGUGAAUGGGUGCUGACAGCCGCUCACUGUGUACGGAGAAAUGUCACAGCUUCCACAGUUGUGGUUCUGGGAUUGCACAGUCUAUCGGUAUGGACUGGAACGUAUGUGGUUCUGGGGGUGGAGCAGAUUAUCAUCCAUCCCGACUACGUAGUCCGUACGGGGAACAAUGACAUUGCCCUCCUGAAACUCUCCUCACCCGUCAAUUUCACCAACUACAUCCUGCCCGUCUGCCUCGCAGCCUCAGAAAGCGCCUUCCACAACGGCACUGACGCCUGGGUCACCGGCUGGGGAGCUGUUCAACUUGGAGUGUCUAUUCCUGCACCACACUCCCUGAGAGAGGUGGAGUUGCCAGUUGUAGGGAACAAAGAGUGCAACUGUUUCUAUGGAGUUGGUGCAAUCACAGACAACAUGAUGUGCGCCGGAUUACAAGCCGGAGGGAAGGAUACCUGUGAGGAGGAUUCCGGUGGUCCACUGGUGAGUAAGUAUGACAGUCGCUGGAUCCAGGCAGGAGUCGUGAGUUCUGGAGCUGAGUGUGGUAAGCCUGGCUUGCCUGGAGUCUACACCAGAGUGUCGCGGUAUGAGUCCUGGAUCAAGAGCCAUAUCAACAGUGACCCACCAGGCUUCGUCUUCUUCAGGUCCAAUGGCACUGACGGAGAUCUCAACGCCACCUGUAAAGACCUGCCACCACUUAUACUUCCUGCACCUACAACUGUCCCACCGUCCAAACCUGUGGUUUGUGGCCAAGCCCCGAAGAAUUCUCGUAUUUUGAAUGGAGCUUCGGUGUCGACAGCCGGUGAAUGGCCAUGGAUGGCGAGUCUCCAGAAGAAUGGAACACACGUGUGUGGUGGGACGCUGGUGGCUGUGGAUGCUGUGCUGAGUGAUGCCAGCUGUUUCUCAAGUUCACCCAUAGCGUCUCAGUGGACCGUCAUCCUCGGCCGUCUCAAACAGAACGGCUCCAACCCCUUUGAGGUGAUGGUGAGCGUGACAAACAUCACCAUGAGCAACCAGACUGGCUCCAACAUCGCAGUGCUGCAGCUGGAAGCUCCGCCCACCCGGUCCGACUACAUCCAGCCCAUCUGCCUGGGUAUGGGACAAACGUUCGGCGUGGGCUCGGCGUGCUUUGCCACCGGCUGGAGUGCCGGGCGAGGAGGGGAGGAACAAGUUCUGCAGGAGUUCCAGACGUCGGUGGUGGAUUGUGGGAACACGGCAACGACUGACAGCAUCUGUACGGGAGAUUUCACACUGGAGCAGGGAGAUUCUGGUGGUCCGCUGAUGUGUAAGCAGGACGGCUCCUGGUUCCAGGCGGCGGUUUUAUCGGCUGAAAACAACUCCAGCACAGAAACACGAGCGGGUGACGUAAACGUCUUCACCUCACUCAACAGCUACAGCAGCUUCUUGUCUCAGACCCUGGGGAUGCUCUUGUCUCCAGCCUCCAACAACAACAGCAACAACAACAACAACAACACCAACAGCACGGCUGCUCCCAACACCACCAGUGGGGGCGCUCUGCCACACCCCUCCUCCUUCUUCCUCUUCCACGUCCUCGUCCUCUUGCUGUGUCUCCUCCUGUCGUCAUAAACAAACGUCCCUGUUCAUCGGUAGUUUUACAUGAAGUGAGCGACACAAAUGAAUGUAAACACUGGUUUACACUGAGCUCUGAUUUAUAGUCUGCUGUGUUGUGAGCGCCCCCCUGUGACGGGAACGAGACACAGCGGCUCACCCUGCUACGACCUGACACAGUUUAAAUCACACAGGUUAAGUUCAGACAGACUUUUCCAAGGAAACGGAGAGUGAGUGGUUCACCAACUUCACUUUCCUGUUGGAAAAGUCUGUCUGACGAUGAAGACAAUAUUUUACACAAAAUCUAAGUAGAUUUUCAUUAGGUUGGUCUUUUCCCCUGGUUUUCAGUGGUUUUCUGUCACAAAAUCUUGGAUAAAUUGCUAUAUAUACAGUAUAUACUGGAUAUGUACAUAUACUUGUGUACAUAUAUAUAUAUGUAUAUAUAUAAGAACUUAUUCUAUGAGCUUUCACACAUCACUGUUCUGCACUUUGAUCUUAACGUUUUACUUUCAGUCAUUAAACAUUUUUACUGUUUCACAACA